Messenger RNA from Lepus europaeus (European hare), 959 nucleotides. Its product is annotated as SOSS complex subunit B2-like. Gene Ontology annotation, molecular function: DNA binding. The coding region runs from base 1 to 615 and encodes 204 amino acids. The record is from RefSeq and is a predicted model, not a curated record. Lineage: Eukaryota; Metazoa; Chordata; Mammalia; Lagomorpha; Leporidae. Gene Ontology annotation, biological process: response to ionizing radiation; mitotic cell cycle checkpoint signaling; double-strand break repair via homologous recombination. Gene Ontology annotation, cellular component: SOSS complex. The transcript has a single exon.
AUGAAUGGGGUCAACGACCCGCCCUUUUUUAUAAAAAAUAUUAAGCCCGGACUGAAAAACUUAAAUGUCGUCUUUAUUGUGCUGGAGAUAGGACACGUGACCAAAACCAAAGACGGCCAUGAAGUGAGAUCGUGCAAAGUAGCAGAUAAAACGGGCAGCAUCACUAUUUCCGUGUGGGAUGAGAUCGGAGGUCUCACACAGCCAGGGGAUAUAAUUCGGUUGACCAGAGGGUAUGCAUCCAUGUGGAAAGGACGUCUAACACUCUAUACUGGAAGGGGCGGUGAACUUCAAAAAAUUGAGGAGUUUUCUAUGGUUUACUCAGAAGUGCCAAAUUUCAGUGAACCCAAUCCAGAUGAUCGAGGACAGCAAAACAAAGGGGCACACAGUGAACAGAAGAAUAAUUCCAUGAAUAGUAAUAUGGGUACAGGUACAUUUGGACCAGUGGGAAAUGGUAUUCAACCUGGCCCUGAGUCAUGGGGAUACCAGUUUUCAUAUGCUGGUAGAAGCAAUGGCCGGGGACAUAUAAAUCCACAUCUGCCAGGAACAGCCAAUAACCAAACAGUCAUGACCACAAUAAGUAAUGGCAGGGACCCUCGGAGAGCCUUUAAAAGAUGACCUAUGCCAAAUACUCACAUGUAGUUCUUAAGCUACAUAUUCUACUUGAACACUUACUGCACUUUUAUUUAUUGUUAACUGUGAAAACUGUGUACUUUUUUGGUUUCCUUUUCCAUUUUCAGUUUGUUAAGAAGAGUGAUUUGUUUUUAUAGCAAAACCUGUUAAGCUGCUCAAGUCUUCUGUUGAAGAAUGGGAACAUUCUGAAAAGUAGGGGCAUUUAUUUUUAGAACAAAAACAUUAGCUAUCCUCUAAAAAAACCUGCACCCAUUUCAUGGGUGAGUUACUUAAGACAUCAGCUUUAUAGCCUCUAUGAGUCUAUCAUCUGUUUAAAUUUUGUAAUAUUA